Molecule: messenger RNA, 5460 nt
Organism: Bemisia tabaci
Lineage: Eukaryota; Metazoa; Arthropoda; Insecta; Hemiptera; Aleyrodidae
Biological process (GO): regulation of transcription by RNA polymerase II
Cellular component (GO): nucleus
Molecular function (GO): sequence-specific double-stranded DNA binding; DNA-binding transcription factor activity, RNA polymerase II-specific
Source: RefSeq, a predicted model, not a curated record
UGCUCCCGCCCUCCGCCUACCGCCCGGGACCACGCCUCGGCCGCCUCGCGAGUUUAGUGCGAUCCCGGCUUGGCGACGAGAAAGCCGCUCUCUCUAAUUAGUGAUAAGGUUUGACUUGAUACCUGAUAAGGUUAGUUGACUGAUAAGCUGCCUUCAUCUUCCUGUCGGGAAGUUGACGCGUUCGCGGACGUACCCUGUCGAGAUCUCGUGGAUCCUUGUUGACUAGUUUUUAAAUCCAGUGCAAUCGAAGGUCGAUAUUCGGUCUUAGUUAAGUGUUUUUUUUUUUAGUGUUUUUUGCGAAAUUAUUCUCCCGCUAGUGUUUAUUUCUGCCGGAAAAUCGUUGCAAUAAGUUCUCUGGCCGCAACCCGCCGAAUAUAGAUGAACACGUUGGAAGGAAUCUAUGUGCGCGCAAAAUCACUUCGAAUCUUGCUGUUUUCAAAGUUAUGUGCAAUAAAAGUCGCGCGAGGCUACUUUCAGCGGUGAAAAGUUUCCAGGAAAUUUUCUUGAUUUUUUUCUAAUUAUUGAUACAAGUCGGAUUGAAAAUCUGUCCAAAUUAGUUCCUGAAAUCUCAGUCUUGUGUCGAUUCUUCAAGUGAAAUUAGAUUUUGCCUUCAGAUGAAUAAUUCCUAAAAAUCCUCAAAAUCAGUCAAACCAAAAGUUUCUCCCAAUAAUCAACGCAGCUACGUGCCGACAGCAUUUGAUAGUUAAAUUAAUCUGCAAAACUAUCAAUUUCUUUCGGACUUUCAAACAAAGUAUUUUUGAAAAGGACAUCGGCAUCAAGAAUAAUUGUUUCUGCUGGUUCACAAACUUGUUAUUGUCGCAGCUUUGGAAAAUUGCACACUCAUCGGAACGUUCAAGUACAACAUGUUGAUUCAUGAAAAUCAAAAGAUAACACUCCCGUUCCACAAUAUCCACUAAUUCCAGUGGAUAAAAUUAGAUCUCGUUCCGAAGUAUAUUUCUCUUGGCCCUGCCUAAAUAUUUGGCUGAAAAACUUACCGUGCAUCGUGAAAAAUUUGUAGAAGUACAUACGUCCAUUUGAUAACAAAAUCAUAAUCAAGAACUCUAUGAAAAUAUUUUUUUGAGAACUUGUCGCUCAGCUAAUUUGGAAAGUUGAACCGAUUUGAUUGUUGCCGCCGCUGAUUAUCUAAGAACUUUGGAUCAAAAUCAAUUUCUUGAUUUGAGUAUUUCAACGAGAAGUUUAAAAACAAUCCUCCUUGGUGAUUUUAUCUUCCAAAGAUGGGUGGAUAAAUAUACGCCGAUAGAGACAAUUUUCGGGCGCUUCAAUAUAAUAGACUCUGCAAUUAUCAGAACCUCCUUCAGUCGGGCCGAAACAUGGAUAGGUAAAUCCAGCCGAAAAGCCGCAAAAACCGUGGCCUGAACAUGAACUCGGUGGAACUGCUCUCCGAGUCACGCAAGGCGCGUGAUAUGGUGCGCGUGGCUGCACCCAGCGUGGACAAAGACCACUACGAGCCCAAGUACAAGCCGCUGACCAUGCCGCAGCGAUCUCCGUUCGCCAUCCAGGAGCUUCUGGGUCUCGGGGACUCGAACCCGAUCUCGCAGCACCGAAGUCCGACGGCAGGCAUUUCGGCCAUAACUCCGCAGCUCCAGCACCGCCCGGGGCCCAUGUCCAGCGUGGCCUCCAGCUUCGCCGCGCACCCGCACCAGAUGACCAUGGCGGCCAUGCAGAACGCCUCGCGGAUGGCCUACUUCAACGCCCAGGCCGCCGUGGCUGCAGCCUUCCUGCCGCAUAAUAUGGGCCCACUCAGCAAUCCCGCACUGAGCCCGGCUGCAGGUUUUCCCCAACUACAAAAAAAUUCCGGUUUUAAUUCUAACGCUUACGUCACAGGUUUAGGACAAUUACAUCAAGAGUCUGGAAAAGACUAUAGUGUAGAAACUUUAGGUGGUUCUUUUGGUUGCAGUAAAAAGAAAAAGAAACGACGACAUAGGACGAUAUUCACAACUUACCAAUUAGAAGAAUUAGAAAAGGCUUUCAAAGAUGCUCACUAUCCAGAUGUAUAUGCUAGAGAAAUGCUAUCACUUAAAACGGAUUUACCCGAAGAUAGGAUACAAGUUUGGUUUCAAAAUAGGCGAGCGAAGUGGCGGAAAACGGAGAAAUGCUGGGGUAGGAGUACAAUUAUGGCAGAGUAUGGUCUGUAUGGUGCAAUGGUGCGCCAUUCCUUGCCUUUGCCUGACACGAUCCUAAAAAGCGCCAAAGAAAACGAAUGCGUCGCUCCGUGGUUACUCGGGAUGCACCGAAAAUCACUGGAGGCGGCCGACCACCUGAAGGACGACUCAGCACCCUCGAACCCCAACUCGGACAAAGAGGGCUCCUCGGGGGAGUCCGACUCGGAGGACCAACGCGAGGACACCUCAGUCUCCGUCAAAUCCGACGGGCCCCCCAAGCCCCCAACGCCGCCCCACCCCGGGGAACAGGACCCCCCACACCUUCCCCCCGCCAACCCCGAGGAGCUCCGCAACCACUCCAUCGCGUGUCUUCGGGCCAAGGCCCAAGAGCACUCGGCCAAAAUCCUCAACUCCCUCACCGCGGAUAUGAUGCUCGUCAAUAACAACACGCUCCGCAAUAGCUUUAUGAAUAACAAUAACAGCGUUAGUAGUAACAACGGAGGCGGCGCUGAAGCGCACCCGACUGACGUCAAAUCGUCGGACACGUCGUCAUCGAUGUUCUGACCUGCGGAGAAGGUCGCCGAAAGCUAGGUCUUCAGCGGCGGCACCACCCUGCCCAAAGAUGGCUGAUUAUUUUAAUUUGUCGUCGAUCAUUUUAAAGGUGCAAGCCUCCACACUUUUGAAUCUAUUUGGGGUGGUAUUUUUAAGCAUUUCGCCAAUUUUGAUGGAUGUAAUUUGAUUACAUAAAUAGACAUUCAAAAUAUUCAUAAUUAUAACAAAAACAGUUGGUACCUAAAUCCAAAAUUUUCAAGAAAAUCAAAGACGAGUGAGAGGGCUGAUUUUGAAUACCUCAAAGGCUCAAAUUUAAAUAUUCAAAUACUGCGUUUUUGUCUCGGAAAUGUCCGAGUCCUUGAGUAGACCCUUUUUCCGUUUUUAUCAUACAUUUGUUUCAAAACAAGAAAAAAUUGUCAUUCCUGGAUUCAAUGUAUAACAUCGCUAAAUAGAAUUUACCCUUGCAGGUAAUUUUUCCCUAAGUUUUAAAAUUAUUAGAUUUUCCAGUUCUUAUCAGCUCAUAAUACUAUUCCUUAGGCAAUUCUGGGAACUUGUGAAAAUUAGUUCCCAGACUCAACGUAGUAUUUCUUAAGAGAUUUCUUUAGCAAUGCUCUCCUUACAGCCACAUGUGUCACAUAGCGUUUAAUACACAUGGGACAUCAUUUCAAUAAUUCUUAGUUCUUGUCUGAAUCCACACGGGUAUUACGGUAAAAGUUUCUGAAAACUUUCCAAGAAAAAUUUUGAUUCUGAUUUUGAAUUGAAAGUCUCAACAAACUCGCGAGGCUGACCCUCAAAGAUGCCAUGAUCUAGCUCUCUUUUCCUAAAAUGCGCGGUGGAAAAAAUUUUCAUUAUGAAAAUUCCAAAAGUGGCUGCAUAGUCACUAUCAACUUAGGUAAUUUUAAAAUAAAAUUUUCAUGUUUCUAGUCUCCACUUUUAUGAAAAUAAGUUGUAUAUAACUGGAUUUAAGGUGUACACAGUGUAAAAAAAGUUAAUGUAAAAUUCUAAAUACGUAAAUAUCAAUCAAAAUUUUUAAAAAUUAGAUAUGUCUGUAAACAUUUAAAUUCGGAGAGCUUUUAUUCAAGUAUAAUUAUGUUGUGUUCUGCAAUGGUGUAGUGAUAUUAUUUGUAUAUUGUUCUUUAUCAAAUGUAAAUAAGUGCAUUACACUUUUUUUACGUAUACUUACGACUCAGGACAGACUUUGAAAGAAGCAAUUCCAUAAUUCCAUCUUUCGUUCAUCCUUAAUUUGAAUUUUAUCUUUAACAAAUUCCAGAUUUUUCAGUUGAUAUGGUGCUUAAUUAGUUUUUAUCGGGCUCAUUCUUGAAAAUAUCGCUGAAAAUAUGUUUUUGCUCGACAAACAUGUCAAAUGAAUUCCAGCCAUUACAGCUGUUCGAUAUCCACUCUCAUUAUAUCGCUGCAGUAUUAUUAGUAUACCUACCAUUUACGUAAAAUGAGAUCUCAGCUAAGAUAAUAAAAUAUAAGGAAUUGUGGCUUCGCCAGAAUUUUAAUGUGCUAAAUUUGAGUGGCAUAAACAGAGAAACCCCACUUGUUUCUGAUGGUGUUACCUUGGUACCCUCCUGCUAACUCCUAGGAUAAAAAGGAGGAUAUCAAAGUAACACCAUCAUUAUGUGCCCCAAUAAAGUUUCAUCCUCCGAAUUUUCCGCUUUUUUCUAUUGCAGCAAUUCAAUGUUACCGUCUGAAUAUUGCCGAAUUUUUAUUGAAAUAUUCCCAAAGAAGAUAAUUUUUUGUAGCACAAAGCAAAAUGCUGAAAAUUUCUUAGAGAUAACAUCUACUCAUUUUCAUUUGGAGUAAUUUGAUCAUUGACGGUGAAACUAGAAAAAGCGUUCCUCUGUUUUUGGUGUUUGAAAUCCUCUGCCACGUUUAAAAUCGUCACCGUUUGGCGUGAAAAAUAACAUUUUUAUUUAACUACCGAAGAAUGUUAGUAAGCUAUAUUCGCUAGCAUUAAGUUGAAAAAUAUAUUAAGAGCAGUUUUACCGAAAAACUGCAAUUGAGGUACGUAUUUUUCUAGUUUCAUCAUCAAUACGUGAAAUUUGGAACCGUCAUACUCAAUCUGUGCUUAACAAAAUAUAUUCAAACUUUCAUCAGAAAAAUAUAAUGAUAAUUAUAUACAAUGAUUAUAAUUUAAAGUGCAUUACGUAGAGCCACCCUCCUCAUGCAUGAUUUCAAGCUUAUUUUUGUCGAAGAGCUUUGAUAUAAACUUUUAGAGAUUAUCUCUGAGGCUUUCACUACCUCUACCACUAAUAAUAAUUGAUCUGCUUUAGUUCAGUCGCAAACAGAUUUCCUGUAACCAUUUUCCGAUGUGUAAUCAUAGACAAAUACAACAAAACAAUACAAUACAAUAAGCCAAAAACAUUUCUGGGAAAAAUAAACGAAAUAAAUCAGUUUCAUAAACUUACUACUUUCGUUUUACAACUUGUUACUCAUAAUGAAAGCAUUAUCCGUGCUUCAACGAAGCACACUCUGGACCAGCCAAAGUGCGGUCACAAAACUCUAGCAAUUUUCGUUAUUCCAAAGACACCUAUUCUGUCCUUUUUUCGGUUUUGUAAAAAAAAAUCCUCUUUCACAAUUCUAUGGUAUUUAUAAAUCAUCUGUAUUUUAGAAAUAAAUAUGUGAAAAACUGUACAUAGAUAUAUAGUGUAUUUAUAAAUAAAAAUCUAAAGAUGCGCCUGACCGGCAUGCAAUUGAUCCGUUAUACUAUUAAAAUAUUUGUCUCUGUAUACUUUUUUCAAUGUGCAACAUUAAAAUAAUAUAACGUCUAAGUAAAAUA